AUGAAGGCCACCUGGAUUCGGCUGCUGAGCAGAUCCAAGGGAGGUCGCGUCAAGAGCUCCGAUGACUGUGGUUCGGCGGACUCCUACACCAGCCGUCCAUCAGACUCUGAUGUUUCCCUGGAGGAGGAUAAGGAGGCAGUGCGACGAGAGGCAGAGCGGCAGGCUCAGGCACAGCUCGAGAAGGCCAAGACUAAACCAGUUGCGUUUGCUGUCCGCACAAAUGUCAACUACUGCGCCGCCAAUGAUGAUGGCGUCCCCGUGCCGGGCAUGGCCAUCUCCUUUGAGGCUAAAGACUUCCUCCACGUCAAAGAGAAAUUUAAUAAUGACUGGUGGAUAGGUCGUCUGGUGAAGGAAGGCUGUGAAAUCGGUUUCAUCCCCAGUCCUGUGAAGAUCGAGAACACUCGGGUACAACACGAGCACAGAGCCAAACAGGGAAAGUUCCACUCCAGUAAAUCGGGAGCAAACUCCUCUACCAGUUUAGGUGAAGUGGUUCCUAACUCGCGGAAAUCCACCCCCCCUUCCUCUGCCGUUGACAUAGACGCCACAGGCUUAGACCCCGAGGACAAUGAGCUUCCAGUCCACCUUCGCUCCCCUAAAGUCAGUCAGCCAAACACUGUCAUGUCACCCACCCUAGCCAAAGACAAACGAAUGCCCUUCUUUAAGAAGACGGAACACAUUCCUCCAUACGACGUUGUGCCUUCCAUGCGACCUGUGGUCCUGGUUGGACCGUCACUGAAGGGCUACGAGGUGACAGAUAUGAUGCAAAAAGCACUGUUUGACUUUUUGAAACACAGAUUUGAGGGAAGAAUAUCAAUCACUCGAGUCACUGCGGACAUCUCUCUUGCCAAACGCUCCGUCCUCAACAACCCUAGUAAACACGCCAUCAUCGAGCGAUCCAACACACGCUCCAACCUUGUAGCUGAAGUGCAGAGUGAGAUAGAGCGUAUCUUUGAACUGGCCCGGACCUUACAGCUGGUGGUACUGGACGCAGACACCAUCAACCACCCGGCCCAACUGGGCAAGACAUCCCUGGCUCCUAUCAUCGUCUACGUCAAGAUCUCCUCUCCUAAGGUUCUGCAGAGGCUCAUCAAGUCCAGGGGGAAGUCCCAGGCUAAGCACCUCAACGUCCAGAUGGUUGCCGCAGACAAACUGGCCCAAUGCCCUGCCGAGAUGUUUGACAUCAUCCUGGAUGAGAACCAGCUGGAGGAUGCGUGUGAGCACAUGGCUGAUUACCUGGAGGCCUACUGGAAGAGCACCCACCCCGCCAGCUGCAACCCCCCCAAACCGCUGCUGGCCACAGACGCCCUGCCCUCCAGCCCCGCUCCCGUCUCCAGCAUGCAGGGCAGCGGGGCAGAGGAGAAAACAGGGGACAAGGCAGGACAAGGUGGGGAGAGGAAGGGCUCCAGAGAGGACCACCAGCAUCACCAUCACCACCACCACAGCCAGCAUCAGAGCCAGGAGCAGCCAGAUGGGGGGGAGGAGGAGGAGGAGAGGGAGGAGGAGGAGAGGCCCCUAAGGACAGAGUCUUCCAGGAGACCCCAGCACAUCCACCACCGCUCCUCCUCCCAGCGAACUGAGCAGCACCACAACCACCACCACCAUCAUCAUGGUGGUGGUGGCAGUGGUGGCCGGGGCAAGGGUCUCUCCCGGGGGGAGACACAGGACUCAGAGACCCCCGAGAGCCGAGAAAGCAGAGACUCAGCGUACAUAGAGCCUCUGUCUCAGCUCCUACACCAGGAGGAGGAGGAGGAUUUUGGAGAGGAGUAUGACGAGGAGGGGCUUGGAGAGGGGGGGCACCCCCAGCAGCAGGGGCGCUACGAGGCCCAGCCCCAACCCAGGGACCAUCAUCAUCACCACCACCACCAUCACCGCGCCGGCGAGGAGGCGGGCCACAGCACAACAGGACACCACCGUUCUAAGGAGCGUAACGAGCAGGACCACAACGAGCGCAACAAGUCACGCGGUCACCACCACCAUCAACGACCGGCCCGCGACCACCACCACCACCAGUACUAUGACCGCGACCGGGACAGGGAGGGGGAGGUGGCCACCAAAAAGAGGGGUGACACAGAGGACUGGGCCAGAGACCCCUAUAUUCACCAGUGACAGCCUAGCCCCGAGACCCCAACCCCCCACACACUGAGACAGUGGUAGGACUCACCCCCCUCUCUCUGAAACCGUUCUGUUGUCCCAUCUUGCUGCUACACCCGUCUAUGUAU
Molecule: messenger RNA, 2219 nt
Organism: Salvelinus namaycush (lake trout)
Lineage: Eukaryota; Metazoa; Chordata; Actinopteri; Salmoniformes; Salmonidae
Product: voltage-dependent L-type calcium channel subunit beta-2-like
Exons: 13
Coding region: 1-2106 (701 amino acids)
Biological process (GO): regulation of voltage-gated calcium channel activity; calcium ion transmembrane transport; chemical synaptic transmission
Cellular component (GO): voltage-gated calcium channel complex
Molecular function (GO): protein binding; high voltage-gated calcium channel activity
Source: RefSeq, a predicted model, not a curated record